This is a messenger RNA of Talpa occidentalis (Iberian mole), 1491 nucleotides long. It is a transcript of the gene ANHX, whose product is annotated as anomalous homeobox. Gene Ontology annotation, cellular component: transcription regulator complex; nucleus. Lineage: Eukaryota; Metazoa; Chordata; Mammalia; Eulipotyphla; Talpidae. Gene Ontology annotation, biological process: regulation of transcription by RNA polymerase II. Gene Ontology annotation, molecular function: DNA-binding transcription factor activity, RNA polymerase II-specific; RNA polymerase II cis-regulatory region sequence-specific DNA binding. The coding region runs from base 1 to 1491 and encodes 496 amino acids. The record is from RefSeq and is a predicted model, not a curated record. The transcript is spliced from 9 exons.
AUGCAGAGCUUCCUGACCCUCCUGCGGGCGGGCGGCGGCGCAGGCCCGCCCCUGGCCGAGCUGGCGGCCCUGGCCGGCCGGCUGUGUCGGGACAUGCAGGACGACCCGGCCCAGGUGCAGCCCUUGGUCACCGCCGUGCUGGACAGCCAGCUGCGCCUGCAGCUCCUGGACAACGUGGACGUGGCCCUGGCGUGUGCGCGUGCGCUCGCGCGGCAGGAGCAGCACCAGGCCGCCUGCCGGCUGCUGGAGGGCUGCCGGGCGCCCGGGGGCAGCCAGGAGCUGGUGCAGCUCUGGCACGACAUCCACUACCUGCUGGCCGCGCGGAGGCUGGGCGUGCCCACCCUGACGCCCGUGCAGCGGUUCCGCUGCCGCAAGAGGAACCCCCCGCCGCCCGCGCUCUGCCCCGACGGCCCGCGGAGCCGCACCUUCCCCAGGGAGGUGCGCCAGAAGCUGCAGGACUUCGCGGCGGGCGUGAGCGCCAACCCCGGCAAGGCGGAGCGGGAGCGGCUGGCGCGGGAGACGGGCCUGCGCGCCGAGCAGGUGUCCAACUGGUUCGCCAACUUCCGGCGGCGCCGGCGCGCGCGGGUGCGGAGCUCGGAGGCCCCCGCGCCGGACCCCGGCGGUGGAGAGCGGGGCGCGGCGCCCCUGCAGCCCCAGGCGCCCCCCGCGCCGGCCCCGGGGGCGCGGACCGGCCUCAGUGGGCGCGAGGAGAGCGGACCCGCGCCCGCCGCGGAGCGCCCCGGAGGGUCGUGGGAGCUGCGGCCGCCGGCCCCGGCCUUCCCUGGAGCCGAGACGCUGCCGGCGCCGCCGGCCAGGCUGUACCACGAGGCCCCUGGCCAUGAGCCGGCUGCUCUCCCUCCGGUCUGCCCUGGCCCGGGCCUCUGCCCUCUGGCUGCCGGCGGUGACCUGCUGGGGCCCCCUCUGGCUGCCCCUGAGUCGUGGCUGAUGCCUCUUGCUCUGGCGUCCUGCACAGAAGUCUCCCCAGCGCUGGUCCCCGGCCCUGUGUGGCCUGCGGACACCACUGCCGCCAUGGCCACAGUUGCCCGGAGCCAGCUGGGCACCACAGGUGGGUCCACACAGAGGAGCUCACGAGUGCCCCAGCGGCUGAGGCCGCUGCAGUCCGGGAGGGCCCUGGACGACCGAGCCCCGCGGGGGCGGCGGGAUGGGGCCGCGCUCUGCCCGCGCCCCCGCCCCGCCGGGCACCCAGGCGUGCGCUCGUCCCGUGCAGGAGCCGCGGACCCGCCGGGUGGUGGCCGCCCCGGGGCCGAGACGGGGGCCUUCCUGGGGGCGCCUGGACCCGCCCCCGGCCCGAGCGCUGGCCCCGGCCGCGCCCGCCCCCCGCCGCCCCGAGUCUGCCGCGGAGCCGACCCCGCCCGCCCGCCCCAGGUGAGCCCCGCCGCCCAGGUGCGGUGGCCCGAGGGCCAGGCCUCCAGCGACGCCUUCUGGGGCGCCAGCAUGCUGCUCGCGCUCGCGGGGGGCGGCCUGGACUGA